AUGGCUCUGAUUGAUGGUGAUUCUAAUAACGUCGAAGCACUUGCAGAUGCUGCUGUUAGCGAAGAAGAGGAUGAUUCUGAUAGAGAACUACAAAUUGCCUUUGAAGAAGGUUUGUUGAAAACUGAUCGGUUAAAUUAUGUUGUGGAUGGAAAACGACCGAUCAUCAACAAAAAGGAAGAGUUGCAACUGAAAACAGAAGAACUAAAAAAGAAUUUGAUGUGGAUAGAAACGCUUGACUUAACAGUCAAAAAUGAAUAUGUGAGGGAGAGAACAAUUAACGACGAUUUCGAACGUGAAAUACUCUUUUACAAACAAGCAGAAGGAGCAGUUAAGAUGGCAAUUCCACGCUUGCGUAAACUAGGUGUGAAAAUCUUUCGACCCCCUGAUUAUUAUGCUGAAAUGGUGAAAAGCGAUAACCACAUGCAGAAAGUGAGACAACGGAUGGCAGAACUUGAAGAAGACAAGAAAAAACAAGAAGCAAUUCGUAGAAUCCGUGAGGAAAAGAAAUUUGCUGCUAAAGUUCAGAAGGAGGUAAUGGACCGAAAACAAAGUGAAAAAAAAAUCUUGUUGGAAGCUGUCAAGGAACAUCGGAAAGGCAUGAAAUCACAGUUGGAUUUCAUGCUCAAAAAUGCUAAGAGGCUGCAAGAAACUGAGGAAGAAGAAGAUUUUGUGAGCACUGGGAAGAAGUCGGAAGAAAACCGGCGGGGAAGGAAGACUAAAAAAUUCAGUAGAAUUUCGCGAGACAAAAAAUUUAGUUUUGGAGGACAGAAAAAGCGAUCUAAAAAAAAUGAUAAAAACAGUUUCGAAGAAUUCGCCACUCCUGGAAAUCUUGCAUUUAGAAUGAAACGUCAUCGUGUUGGUGGAUCGUCAAGAAAAGGUCAUUUAAAAAGGAAAUCAAAAUGA
Messenger RNA from Thelazia callipaeda (thelaziosis nematode), 903 nucleotides. The record is from the annotation of a GenBank genome assembly. NCBI's taxonomy places the organism in Eukaryota, Metazoa, Nematoda, Chromadorea, Rhabditida, Thelaziidae.